GCUCGCCCUUUAGUAAAUAUGGCUGCAAUAUGGCAAUACUACGCUUGUUGAUGUGUGUGAUUUUGGAAAAUAAUCACCGGGUUUAAUUUAAACGGGUUGUUUUAUAUACAUGUUAUAUAUAAGUAAUAAGAAUGUUACGCGUAGUCGACGUAAACCUAACAAAAAAACGUUCAACCAAUUAUACAAGGGAAGAGGAACUAUUACUUGUCAGUCAAGUGGCUAAAUUCAAGAACGUUAUUGAGUGCAAACUCACCGAUAAAGGCAAUAACCAGCGAAAGGAAUAUGAAGAGAAACAAGGAGUCAUUAAAAGCGAAAAUGAUCCAUACACUGCUAGAAAUUUGGAGGCUGCGUCAAAGAAAUCGGGAGUAAGCUCAAAUAUGAAACACGGUUUAUAUGAAAAGUUAAUUAUGCUUGCUGAAGAGGAAAUAAAGAAGAAUCGAUUAGAACAAGAAGAAAUUCUGAUCAAGAGACAGAGAGACAAUGAAAAGCAUGAUCGGGAAAAUGAGGAACACAGGAAAAGGAUGGAGUUACUAGAUUUAGAAAUAGAAGCUAAGAGGCGUAUGUUGAACAAUUGA
Molecule: messenger RNA, 575 nt
Organism: Acanthoscelides obtectus
Lineage: Eukaryota; Metazoa; Arthropoda; Insecta; Coleoptera; Chrysomelidae
Source: the annotation of a GenBank genome assembly